AUGCUUUUUACCUCCGCCGCCUCUCCUCUGUUGUUGCCAAUUCUUGAAGGAGUAAUUUGUUGCAGAUCUGACCCUUCGUCGUCCUCAUAUAUCCUCUUUUUGAGCUGUUGUUACUGCGGUUUAGUGCCAGUUAUCAAAACAUCCACUACGGCCGAGAAUCCGGGUCGGAGAUUCUAUGGUUGUCAUCACCAUGCGGAUGGUUUGUACCAUAUNUUCAAGUGGUGGGAUGAGGCUAUAAUGGAAGAGUUUGAAGAGAUGAAACUGGUGGUCGAACAACAAGCUGAUUUAAUUCGUUACUUCAAAAGUAACGAGAGCCAGGCCUUACGUGAUUGUGUUGAUAAACCAAUGAUUCGGCAUUGCAUUCAUAAAACAGACAUAGAGCUAGCNCAACUGAAGGAGAUGAUUAUUGAGAAUCGUUACAGAAGCGUCGAGGUGAAGAAUACGAUAGUAGCGCGUCUAAUCAUCGUAUGUGUGAUAGUUAUUCGUAAUCUUCUUCUCCUUUUCCUUCUCGCCUUCGGUGAAAAACAAGUAAAAACAAGCAUCCUCAUUUCAUCGUCUCCUUCUCGCGGCCGAUUGCUCCUUCUAAACAAGGUUACCGAUUGUCGGCAUCUUCUCUUUCUCGCCGCCGAGGCCUCACCGUCGUUUGAAGAAGAAAGAUCUGGUUCUUCCUCACCGUCGUUUGAAGAAGAAAGAUCUAGAAACCGCUUGGUUCGCUUCGAUUUCAACUUUGAUAUCUCUCAAAGAUUUUGGUUGUUGCUGAUAAUGUCUAAUAUGGAAAUUCCGUUGAGGCUUUAUACAAAAGGCCAAGAACCUCCUCCGGCUAAAAGCAUAGGUUAUUAUGCGGGUGAUAAAAAACUGUUUGAAACUCUAGUUCAAGAUGGUGUACUACAACCAGAUGAAUUGAAUGAGCUUUAUUACUCGAAACUGGGUGUGUUCCUUCAAGCGAAUCUGGAAACUCCGGAAAUGGAGGUUACCGAUGAGAUGAAAGCAUUCUCGGAGCUUCUAAGAGUGGAUUUGGAGAUGGGUCCAUGUAUUAAUGAUUUAGUUGCAGCUUGUGUUGCAUGCCAAUCAUGGUCUCGGGUCGAUCGCAUGAGGUUAGGAUAUCUUUGCAUCUAUGCUGGUUAUAUUGAAGGUCGGAGAAAUUCAAUACCCAUCCCGGUUAAGAUUGCUAGAUUAAUUAUGGAUUUAGAUGAUUUUGUGAACUACCCGUGGGGACGAGUGGCUUUCAAGAAUUUGUUACAGUCUGUUAAGGAUAAAGACUUGACGAAGUUGUCUUAUACCAAUAUAAAGAGCUUUGUUAUGAAGAAUGCUAUGGUUGAGAUGCUCCCUUUCUGGGAUGGUGAUGUAGCAGAUGCAAAGGUUGAGAACAUUCUCAAUGUAGCAUUUGAUAAAGGCUGGAACUGGCAAAUUAGUCACUGGCCAGUUGUUGGUGUUAAGUUCUACAAGUGUGUCAAAGAAGAAUCAAUCUCUAACAAUGUGAAGUCUGAAACAAGUUAUGUGAAGUCUGAACCAGGAAAUGUGAAGUCUGAAACAGGGUAUGGGAAGUUUGAAACUCUCAGCUUUCACACAGACGGACAAAGCCGGAAGAGGUCUCGUAGUGGCUUGUCAAGAAAGAUAGAUGAUGGUUUUAGUAGGUUUGAAAAGAAGAUUGGUGGCCUUAGUAAUAAGGUGGUAGCUAUGGAGAAGUCUAAAGUGAAAGGUGCAGAGAAAUUGGCAGUGGAAGAUGGAGAGAAAGGGGAAGAGCAAUUGAAUAAGAAGGUGAAAUCCAACGCUGCUUCACCAACUAUUGCUGCGGAAAAAGGCGAGAAUGAUGAUUUAUCAGAACAACAUGCACCAUGGGAUUUCUGA
Molecule: messenger RNA, 1848 nt
Organism: Arabis nemorensis
Lineage: Eukaryota; Viridiplantae; Streptophyta; Magnoliopsida; Brassicales; Brassicaceae
Source: the annotation of a GenBank genome assembly